AUGAUAGCAGUCACACUGUUACAGAAGGUACAAAACUUGAUUUCAAACCAGCCCCCAAGAAUUGCCCUUCGUAUUGCACAACCAAGCAAGGAACAACUGGAUCUCUUGGGAUGCUUGCCAGAGACCUUGAUUGGUUUGACCGCUUACCUACCGUUCAUAAGCAUGCAUCGAGAUCUGCUCGCCGCACAGAUUUAUGGCAACGCAAUGACCUCGAAAAUCGGAUCCAUCCCCACGCGUACCGUUCCCCCUCUCGUUGCCAUGUUCCCCAAUGUCGCGGAUUCGCCUUUGCUCAUUGAAGCGCUGAGAGUUUCCUGGAACGAUCGUGUCAGCGAAUUGGCAACAGAAACCAAGAAGGAUUACGAGGAAUUGAAGCGGGUUUACGAAAACCACUUCAACACUUCCAUCUACCCCCUGGCUUGCCUAAGUGAUCGAAUACCCACGGGAUUUAUCAGCUCGCAGCUAUUUCAAAGGGAAAGACCCCGGAUUCUUGCGCUACUCAAAUCCGCACAGUCUGACCCCGUAGCGUUCUUCGCAUCUCCGGAAUACAGCUUUCAUCCAUACACAUUGCAAGAAUGCACCUUUCCGGUGAAGUUGAAUGCAUGAGAAGAAAAAUAUCAGGCUACGCUCUCGUAGACUCCUUACCUUUUGCUGUGGAAACUCCUAUGAACAGUACUUUUCAAUAAUGAA
Dicrocoelium dendriticum is the source of this 687-nucleotide messenger RNA. NCBI's taxonomy places the organism in Eukaryota, Metazoa, Platyhelminthes, Trematoda, Plagiorchiida, Dicrocoeliidae. The record is from the annotation of a GenBank genome assembly.